GUCGGCAGAGCAUCAAAGCUUUAAUUUCCCAUAAAAAAAUUAUUAGCAACUUCAUUUUUUUUCGAGUGUGGGCUGUAACUCAACCGUACUGCGUGGAUUACUCAACAUGUCGCAGACCUUAUCUCCACCAAAUGGAACCGAGGUCUUCAGUCCCCCACGACGGGGCGCGCUUGAUUUGAUCGCGGAUCGGAUGGGCCGUAUGCUGGAAAGUGGAGAUUUGUCCGAUGUGCAGUUUGAAGUGGGCCGACAAUUCGGACGGACGAAGAUCUUUCGAGCACACAGAUAUGCGCUAAGCAGCAGCAGCGAUGUGUUUUACACCAUGUUUUACGGGAGUUUACCGGAGAAGUGUAGCACGCCCAUCGACAUUCCCGAUGUUCCUGAAGAUGCAUUCGAGAUCAUGCUCAAGUAUAUCUACACGGAUAAGGUGGAUGUAGACGGGGAUGAUGUUUAUCCUACGAUGUUGUGCGCUGACAAGUACGACCUGCCUCGAUUGACAGAUCACUGCUUCGGCUACAUCCUGACUGAGCUGAGCACUGACACCUGUUUGCACCAUCUGGAAAAGGCGCUUUUGUGGGGUGCACCUGCCGCACAUAUCGUGGAAAAUUGUCUGCACUUUGUGGAUGUACACUGUCAAGAGGUCUUGGGGUCUAAAGGUUUUACUGAAAUUAAAAACAGCACGCUGCGAAGGAUUGUGGAGCGCGACACGCUAUUUGUGGAGGAAAACAUAAUCUGCACGGCUGUAAACAAUUGGGCAGUGGCUGCCUGCGCCCGCAGUAAUUCAGAGCCGUCGCCGACCAACCGGCUCCAGGUGAUGGGAGAGGUUUUUCGCCUGAUACGAUUCCCGCUGAUGACGGACAAGCAACUCGCAGACGGUCCCGCUGGCAGCGGUUUGCUGACCCCAUCAACGUUAAUGGAAAUCUACCUUCAUAAGCACGCCACGAUGCAACAUCCGGUGCCAUUCGGCUUAUUCCCCACGCAACCCCGACAGGCCCCGUUAAUCCAUGUGGGAGGCAUGGAAUUCAAGCACGAGGAGGAGAUUUUCAUGGAGGAGGGAUCGCACUGGUACCCGGCCGAAGUGUUAGGAGCCCAUGGAUCGGCCGUCGUCGGAUUCUCUCGGCGCUUGGAUAAGAUGGUCAUGCGGGAACCAGAAAAGCUUAUUCGUGUUUCGGACAUCCUGACCCGUGGGCAAAAGGUCCUGUUGUGUGCGACGGGUCAUUGGGGCCCCUGUACAGAGGGGACAUACGUGGAGCCGGGUGUUGAUGGUUGGCAUGAGAUCGAUGCGGCAGGUCAAGAGCGAAUGAUGCAGCUCCCUGAAAUAAUCUUGAGCAAUAGUCAAGUGGAAGCGUGGAAAAAGGUGAAAGCCGCCAGCAUCAAAGGAAAUUCAAGUGGAAGUUCUCAGCGAAAGCGUUCUCAGAAUGCGGCUAAUAUUGUCUGAUUUGUGGAUUUGAUCGCUGUCGCGGUUACUGUACUCCCUUAAUAAUACUUUUCACACUCCGAGUACAACAUACUUAAGCUGUUUUGAAUUGGAUAGUUUUGUACGAGACU
Molecule: messenger RNA, 1545 nt
Organism: Paramacrobiotus metropolitanus
Lineage: Eukaryota; Metazoa; Tardigrada; Eutardigrada; Parachela; Macrobiotidae
Product: BTB/POZ domain-containing protein 6-like
Exons: 6
Coding region: 107-1435 (442 amino acids)
Biological process (GO): neurogenesis
Cellular component (GO): cytosol
Molecular function (GO): protein binding
Source: RefSeq, a predicted model, not a curated record